AGCUAUGACGAAGAGGAUUCUCGUGUAUUAGUUAUUGCUGCGAAAAACCAAAAUGAUGAAUAUUCCCGGUGGCUUGGUUAAUAAACUCCUGCACCAUUUGAUAUCUGACAAGAGUAUUAAAUGCCUGCUGUGUCGUUCCGUGCAAAAUUCAUCGAUUUAUGAUGUCAACAAGCCUUCAGAAGAUUCUCAAGGAAAAGAUCCAAAACUUCAGCAGGCCAAGCGUUCCAUUAUUGGAUUGACUGCACCACUAUUGGGAUUUGCUCUCGGUGCAUGGCAAUUACAACGCUUGCAGUGGAAAACAAAUUUAUUGAAGAAAAUAGAAGACAGAAUGAAGCAAGAAGUUAUGCCAUUUCCAGAUGAUAACUUGUCGUUAUUGGACGAUCUCGAAUAUGCAAAGGUGAAAGUGACGGGCGAAUUUCUUCAUGAUCAUGAAUUUUAUAUACAACCAAGGCAGCGCUUUGAUAAAGGUCAGGAUAAUAAGUCGAAAGAUCGACCUCCAGUGAACAAUUUUGGCAGCCCUGGUGCACAAGUUAUCACUCCGUUUAAGCUUCACCCAUCGGGGCACGUUAUUCUGGUCAAUCGCGGGUGGGUCUCUCCACAAAAAAUCACUCCUCAAAGUCGAAUGGAGGGGCAAGUGCAAGGACAGGUCACCUUUGAUGCAGUAGUUCGUCAUACCGAAAAAAGACCCUCUUUUAUCCGAAGAAAUGUUCCUGAAAAAGACCUUUGGUUUUAUACGGAUAUUACACAAAUGGCAGAGAAAUACGGCACGCUACCAAUUCUUGUUGAUGCAUGUUAUGAAUCAAGUAUUCAAGGUGGUCCAAUCGGAGGUCAGACAAGAGUAAACCAUAGAAACGAUCACAUGAUGUAUGCGUGUUUCUGGUUCUCCAUUGGCGCGGCGACUUUGUUUGGAUGGCUUCUUUAAAAGUUGUUUUGGUUUGAAUCUUGAAACACCGAUCGAAGUGCAAAUACAGUGGAAAUUUCUAUAGGCCUUCUUUUUUUUUGUCAAAUAAAAUUCUUGAAUCGUUCUUAUUUUCGAUCGUUGUUUUUUGCCUCUUCUUAUAUUAUGAAUUUUAAUUAAUGAGUUAACUAGUAGUCCUCAGUCCUAGCUUCUUUUGCAAAUGUUUGAUAAAGGAUGGUUGCU
Messenger RNA from Loa loa (African eye worm), 1141 nucleotides. Its product is annotated as SURF1 family protein. Bases 53 to 922 code for a protein of 289 amino acids. The record is from RefSeq and is a predicted model, not a curated record. NCBI's taxonomy places the organism in Eukaryota, Metazoa, Nematoda, Chromadorea, Rhabditida, Onchocercidae. The transcript has 9 exons. Gene Ontology annotation, cellular component: mitochondrion; membrane. Gene Ontology annotation, biological process: mitochondrial respiratory chain complex IV assembly.